This is a messenger RNA of Strongylocentrotus purpuratus (purple sea urchin), 2886 nucleotides long. RefSeq names its product ankyrin repeat domain-containing protein 50. Gene Ontology annotation, biological process: RNA processing; signal transduction. Gene Ontology annotation, molecular function: protein binding; RNA binding; RNA nuclease activity. The transcript has 15 exons. Lineage: Eukaryota; Metazoa; Echinodermata; Echinoidea; Camarodonta; Strongylocentrotidae. Bases 1 to 2751 code for a protein of 916 amino acids. The record is from RefSeq and is a predicted model, not a curated record.
AUGUCUGUCAAGGAGCUGAGGAAUGGUCAUCUUGAUAUCACCAAAUAUCUGAUCAGUCAAGGAGCUGAGGUAAACCAGGGAAAGGAUGACAGUCGGACUGCAUUACACAGCGCUGCUCUACAUGGUCAUCUUGACAUCACCCAAUAUCUGAUCAGUCGAGGAGCUGAGGUGAACAAGGGAGAGGACGGCGGUUGGACUUCAUUACUCAACGCUGUUCAGAAUGGUCAUCUUGAUAUCACCAAAUAUCUGAUCAGUCAAGGAGCUGAGGUGAACAAGGGAAAGGACAACGGCUGGACUGCAUUACACAGUGCUGCUCAGAAUGGUCAUCUUGAUAUCACCAAAUAUCUGAUCAGUCGAGGAGCUGAGAUAAACCAGGGAAAGGAUGACGGUCGGACUGCAUUACACAUGGCUGCUCAGAAUGGUCAUCUUGAUAUUACCCUGAGUCAAGGAGCUGAGGUGAACAAGGGAAAGGACGACGGUUGGACUGCAUUACACAGUGCUGCUCAGAAUGGUCAUCUUGAUAUUUCCAAAUAUCUAAUCAGUCGAGGAGCUGAGGUAAACCAGGGAAAGGAUGACGGUCGGACUGCGUUACACAGUGCUGCUCUAAAUGGUCAUCUUGAGAUCACCCAAUAUCUGAUCAGUCAAGGAGCUGAGGUGAACAAGAGACAUGGUCACGGCUGGACUGCAUUACUCAGUGCUGCUCAGAAUGGUCAUCUUGAUGUUACCCAAUAUCUGAUCAGUCAAGGAGCUGAGGUGAACCAUGGAGAUGAAGACGGUGUGACUGCACUACACAGUGCUGCUCAGAGUGGUCAUCUUGAUGUCACUAAAUAUCUGAUCAGUCAAGGAGCUGGGGUGAACAAGGGAAAGGAUGACGGUAUGACUCCUCUACACAAUGCUGUUCAGAAUGGGAACCUUGAUGUCGUUAAAGUCCUUCUGGAAGGAGGAGCACUUUCUGACACGGGAGACAUUAAGGGGCAAACACCUCUACAGAUGUCUUCAUUCCUCGAGCACCAAAGGAUCGCUGAUCUAUUCAUCCACCGUUCCCAGCUCGCCCAAAAUGAUUUAACUGAUAUCCACCUUGCCAUACAACACGGUCACACGUCCAUCAUUGAGAAGUUAGUUUCUGAGGGAGCUGAUCUCAAUGUCCUGUCAACUGACGGCCAGACGUGUCUGCAUGAAGCCAUUAAACUCUGCUAUAAGAGCGUGAACAUUGUGCAAAAUACUGACACUCUAAGAAAGAUCUCUGAUGAGUAUUACAAGGGCGAACUAUCUCCUGAGAAGGCCUUGGUGUUUUAUCUUCUAGAGAAUGGAGCCAAGUUAGACGUGAAGGAUGGGACAGGCAAGCUACCAAUCCAAUAUGCCAAGGACGAAGUGAUCAAACAAAUGAUUUUGUCUAGAGGAACAACGGAGGCUGAGAAGAACGAUUUUGACAAUCUUCCGGAAAAGGCGAAAAAUGAUGAAACAGACACUGUAGAGCCAAUAGACCACGCCUUAGGUGGAUUGACAGGACUAGAUUUCCCUCCGAAAAAAGAAGCAGCGCAAGGGCCCUCAGGAGUACAGACCAUGACACAGGAGCCUACAUCAACCAUUGACCAGCCCCUUCUAGAUGAUAAGUCCUCCAAGAACCAAGUUGGCAAGAAAGUCCACUGGGAAUUUUUGACAGACAGUCCUCAAGAACUUACUCUUCAAGAGAAUGAAGUAGUAAUAUCAUGCGGCAUCAGAUUCUCGCCUUCUGGAGUCAAGCUCAGCGAAACUAUCAAGGUCACGUUGGACCAUAAUGCACAUUUCACCAAUCCAAGACGUGCAGAGAUCGUCUUCUACACCCGCAACAAAGACUCAACAACUUUCGUGAGAAUUCCCGCAUCCACUGACGGUUGUCCACGCUGUGACGUCAGAUCAAAGGACUUGGAUUUCUAUGUGGAUCAUUUCAGUGAUUGGUGGAUUGUGGCCUUAAUCAAACGGUACUUCGUCGGAAAGAGGGUCGAGUGCACGCCAUAUAUACGACCACCUGUCAUGAAGGGGUUCACGCACUUAGUGCUACUUUGCAUAUAUGACGAUCUCUUGGAUGUUAUUGAGAAAACAAACAAGAAUAUGAAGGAGUACAGAAUGCUCUAUCCGCCCCAGCAAAUGUUCGUAGAAUGGAGGUGUGGUGAUAUCAAUAUCACGUUGUUCGAUGGCUCAAUGGAAAAAGGAAGGACAAUUGGCAAAAAGAUACUAGGUACAAGGGAAAUGAACCUCGUUAAAAGUAAACAAUUCUCCUUUGAAGUGGAGCCACUCGAGUCGGGGGCAAGCCAAAGGUUUCUCGAAUUCACCUUGGAUCAAACAGAGUCUACCUUUAACCCUACCCCGAUUCAUUUCGACUUGAAAUAUGAUGCAACAACAUUAACAAGAGCGCCAUCAACACCAACAGUGGAAACAAUAGCAGCAGCAGGAGGAGCAUCCCUUCCCGUGCAUGCCAGUUUACAAGCAGCAGAGGUGUCAAAGCAAUCGGGGUUUGAUCUCCAAUCAGAUGCAAUAUUAGACAGGCUGUCGAAACGCAUGCCUGCUGAGAAAUACACAUCGCUGUGCACACAUCUUGGGAUCGAAUACUACGAAGCUGACAAGAUCCUAGUUCGAGUUUCCAAUGACUACCAGAGAGCUACUAGGUCUUGCUUGGCACAGUGGAAAACAAGGACGGGUGGUGAUAUGGCUCAACUGAAGACUAUUCUUCAGGAGACAGAUGUUGGAGAUUUAGCAAAAUAUAUUGAAUAGUCGUAAUAGCUCCAGCAACUCACUUGAAGUAGUGGAAGAAAUUAAAACAGAGGCUUAGGUGUGAUAAUGUAUGUGCAAUAUGAUAUACUUACAUGCCAACCUUCCACAGCUUAAAAUAAAGGACUCUCUGCAUGU